CGUCAAGCCGGAAGUGAAGGUGAAGCUGGGAGAGCAGCCGUGGCCGCAGAUGCCUCCUCUCUUGUAAGCGGGGCGGGGAAGAGGCCGGCGGAAUGGAGGCGAGCCCUUGAACAUCUGCGGUGGAAUUCCCUGCAUUGCAGAAGAUUCAAGGACAGUCCCAGACCAUGACACCAUUGCUGAGAGUGGGUUGGAGAAAAGCUUGUCUUUGUCAGAAGCAGAUGGUGAUUCCAGCAGUGGCGUCUACACAUCCUUCAUGAAGUCCCAUCGCUGCUAUGACCUCAUCCCGACAAGCUCGAAGCUCGUGGUGUUUGACACUUCUCUUCAGGUAAAGAAAGCCUUCUUUGCUUUGGUGACCAAUGGUGUGCGGGCUGCCCCACUCUGGGACAGCAAAACACAAAGCUUUGUGGGAAUGCUCACAAUUACAGACUUCAUCAACAUCUUGCAUCGCUACUACAAAUCAGCUAUGGUGCAGAUCUAUGAGCUGGAGGAACACAAGAUUGAAACAUGGCGAGAGGUGUACCUGCAGGACUCUUUCAAGCCACUUGUCUGUAUUUCACCCAGCGCCAGCCUGUAUGAUGCUGUCACUUCUUUGAUCCGGAACAAGAUCCAUCGGCUUCCGGUCAUCGAUCAGGAUUCAGGGAACACUCUGUACAUCCUGACGCACAAGCGCAUCCUGAAGUUCCUUAAACUCUUUAUUGCAGAGUUUCCUAAGCCAGAGUUUACAUCCAAAACCCUAGAGGAGUUGAAGAUUGGCACCUAUGAAAACAUUGCCAUGGUCCAGACUGAUACUCCUAUCUAUGUUGCGCUGGGCAUUUUCGUACAACACCGAGUCUCUGCAUUGCCUGUGGUGGAUGAGUCAGGUCGGGUUGUGGAUAUUUAUUCCAAGUUUGAUGUCAUUAAUCUGGCGGCAGAAAAAACAUACAACAACUUGGAUGUGACAGUGACCAAAGCACUGCAGCACCGCUCUCAGUAUUUUGAAGGUGUGCUCAAGUGUUACAAGCAUGAAACUCUGGAGACGAUAAUCAACAGGCUGGUGGACGCAGAGGUUCAUCGGCUGGUUGUGGUGGAUGAGAACGAUGUGGUGAAGGGUAUUGUGUCCCUUUCGGAUAUCCUGCAGGCCCUGGUCCUUCCUGGUGGUCAGAAGCCCUGAAUGCAGGAGGGAAGACCCCACCUCUUCAUAGGUCCAGCUGUCCUUUCCGUAUCACUUUUUGGCCCGAGGAGUCACAAUGUGAGGGAGACUGUGUGGCACAGUUACAAGCCAAGCCAAAUGUUUGCCCACUUCUAGGACUGGUCCUUUUUGUCUUUCUUUCCCAUCAAAACAGGCCAUAAGUCUUUUCCUUCCCCAUUUUGGUUGCAAAGGAGCCCUAAGAUCUGUGGUCGCCUGGAGCUAAAUGUAUUGAUUUAGUGCUCAAGGUGCUAGUCGAAAUGGGGUGACUCUGGCUGUCCUUGAAUGGGGAGGGAGAUGGGGCAGAAAGUCAAGUCGACCUUGAAGUAAGUAUGUGUAGAAGGGAAUGCUUUAAAAAAACACCACCCAAGAUACAGUGUUCCAGGACAUUGGCUCUGUAGCUCAAAACAGAAACUGAGUGUGUUUACUUACUCUUCUGCCAAUCGUGUGUAUUACCACUUGCAGAUUUUCCUUCACAGUUUCUCAUGUGGAUGUUUUAUUUGAUUGGACAGCCUUCCCCAUCAGGUGCUCUUUUGAUGGGUUGGUUGGACUACAGCUCCCAUAAUUCCACAACCAGCAGGCACAACCAGCAGGCAGAGCCAUCAGCAUCCAAAUUCUGAUCUUCUCUGAAGCAAAAUAUUGUUUUGGGAGUCAUCCUGAUGGCAUGGUGUAUGACUCCUCAGAACAUAACUUCUUGUCUAUUUUUGUAUUGUAUCUUCCUUCCUUAAUUUGAAUACUUAGCUUUCAUCCGCUUGCCCACAAAGCAGUAGUGGGACUGUAGGGAGAUGUAAUCAGUGUUGCCUGGUGGUACUGGGAAGUAUUUGUCCAUAAACACAUGUCUGUGAUCUUUCAGAUAGAAAUAUAAACACAAUCUCUUUUACACUGCACAAUAUAUGAUUCCACUUUAACUGCCACAGAAAUAUCUUAUGGCAUCCUGCAAUUUCUACUUCAUCCAAAAGACUAGGACAUUGUGACAAAGUACUAAAUAAUUCCUAAAAAUUGCAAAUCCCAGAAUUUUGUGGGAUGAAGACAUCGCAGUUAAAGUGGGAUCCAAGUGCUAUAAUUGUGUGGCAUGGAAGAGAUCCAGGUUUGAGACUCAGCACCUGGGUGUCCCUCACAGAGCCAGAGAAAGAAGUGAACCCCUACCUUGACAAAAGUCUAUCUUGCCAUAAUUCCCGCCACUUUUGCACAUUCCUACAGUCCCUUCCCCUGUGUAAAUUGUACAACAUGUAUUUUUGUAAAGCCACAUUUCUUAUCUCAAAUGCUCCGUCCGCACUCUUUUUCUGUUUUUCGGGAGCACCUGGAUUUUCAGGUUCUCCCUCAGUUGAGAGUGUUUUUAAUUAUUUCAGAUCCACAUAGGGAACCUUCCUGAGGCCUUUCCUUCUGUGUGGGGCCAUCCAACUACUUGUUUUGUUGAGAUUCUUUACUUAAUAAAAACCAGAUUUUCACA
Messenger RNA from Anolis carolinensis (green anole), 2615 nucleotides. It is a transcript of the gene prkag1, whose product is annotated as protein kinase AMP-activated non-catalytic subunit gamma 1. The coding region runs from base 254 to 1150 and encodes 298 amino acids. Lineage: Eukaryota; Metazoa; Chordata; Lepidosauria; Squamata; Anolidae. Gene Ontology annotation, biological process: regulation of catalytic activity; protein phosphorylation. Gene Ontology annotation, cellular component: nucleotide-activated protein kinase complex; cytoplasm; nucleus. The record is from RefSeq and is a predicted model, not a curated record. The transcript has 13 exons. Gene Ontology annotation, molecular function: protein kinase regulator activity; protein kinase binding; AMP binding.